Vitrella brassicaformis is the source of this 1044-nucleotide messenger RNA. The record is from the annotation of a GenBank genome assembly. Lineage: Eukaryota; Vitrellaceae.
AUGACGUUGCGUCGGCUUUCCAUUGGGCCCUACAUCCCAAAUGUCGCCAGGUGUGAUAGAUCUGAUCCGGUUGCGGAAAAAAAAAACGCCAUGCCUGCCGAGACUAAUCAAGCUUGCUUGUCUUUGUGUGCAACAGGGUGGUGCCCGAGGAUGUGAGGCUUCUGAAGGUAAGCAAGAAAAACCCGAAUCCUGCAAAAGACGGCCUGAUGCCUCCAUGUCAGUAAGCGGGCGGGCGAACAGGCGUCAGUCAGUAUGCAUCGGUCUCACCUCUCCUCCGUCUCUCAGCCAAGAAACACAAAGGGUCAUACGGCGAGCCGAAGUACAUGUCCAAGUACUUGAAGGACAGCAAGACUGCCGUCUCGUGGCUCAAAGUUCCUGCGGAGCCAAUCACCGUGCCCGCCAAGAUGGAGGACCAUGUGGCCUUCAGUCUCUCUGUUGACACACUGGACACCCGUCGGGAGGGAAUGAAAGACGAGGCGGACUUUUUCCGGGUGAGUACAUGAUCACACGCACACACGUUGGUACGAGUGUUUGUCUGGCGCUGUCUCUCGGCGCAUUCAGAGCUUCCCAAAGGGCAUGUUUGAAGUGCGGCUUCACUCACUCACUGGUGUUUUCAGAUCAUCAGAUGCGUCCGCGAGACACGUUGCAUUUCACUGUCGUUUUGUCUCUGUCUGUCUGUCCAUCUGUCUGUCUGUCUGUCCAUCUGUCUGUCUGUCUGAUUGUCCGCGUUUGUCUCUGGCCCAUAAGGUGACGCCCCAUCUCGAGGACCCGCGGGUUCUCGAUGUCUCAGUCCACUGCGAGGUCAGACAAUGAUUUAUCUGUCCAUCUCACCUAUCCUUCCUCCCUCCCUCCCUCGUCGUUGGCACGUGUGUUUGUUUAUGUAGCUGCCGGUUGACGCCAAGUGCGCCGAAGCCCACGUCACAUUCCAGCUCUACGAGUCCGUUUCCAGUCCGCCCACCAUCACACAAACAGACAAGUACCCCUGCAUCAUCUGCUCUCCUCUGCUUGUCUCCAGUCUUGAGCAUCCCAGCGGAGAGGGAGUAG